UUUUGUUGGUUUUCUUUUUUCCUCCACUGCAUUUUCCAUCAACCAUGUCUAUUCCUGAGGGCGAUUACGAGAAGGGUGCCAAGCUCUUCAAGACCCGUUGCGCUACCUGCCACACCGUCGAGGAGGGCUCCGGUAAGACCGGCCCCCACCUGCACGGCCUCUUCGGCCGCACCACCGGUGCUGUCAGCGGCUACAACUACUCUCAGGCCAACAAGAACGCUGGCGUCACCUGGGACGACCAGACCCUGUUCGACUACCUUGAGAACCCCAAGAAGUACAUGCCCGGCAACAAGAUGGCUUUCGCUGGCUUCAAGAAGGCCGACGACCGUGCCAACAUCAUUGCCUACCUCAAGGAGGCCACCAAGUAAAUGGAUCGCGUCUGCUGAUGCGCGCGCGCGCGCGCGCGCGUGCGCGUUGCCCGCCUAUGUCCGCGCCUGACCGCCGGGUGUAUGGUGCUGCUUCGUGUGCGCAAGCCCCCGUGCGUGCGCGCGUGUAUAUAUGUAUGUGCGUAUGUAUAUAAGUGUAUACAUGUAUGUGGCCCUCGUGCACCUAGAUCUGCCGGGCCGUCUGCCUUCUUUUCCCCCCGACAGAGAGCGGCCCCCGCCCUGCGGCCUUCGGCGGGGCCACAGAUGGGCAGGUAGGUGGGGGGGGGGCGACUCGUGGGCCUUCCCCUCUCCUCUCUCCUGUGUCUUUCCUCUGGGGUGCUCCCGCUGAGAUAGGGCGAGUCAGAAAAAUACACGCAUGCCUUUCCA
Molecule: messenger RNA, 752 nt
Organism: Fonticula alba
Lineage: Eukaryota; Rotosphaerida; Fonticulaceae
Product: cytochrome c
Exons: 3
Coding region: 45-368 (107 amino acids)
Biological process (GO): mitochondrial electron transport, ubiquinol to cytochrome c; mitochondrial electron transport, cytochrome c to oxygen
Cellular component (GO): mitochondrial intermembrane space
Molecular function (GO): heme binding; electron transfer activity
Source: RefSeq, a predicted model, not a curated record